AUGAUGCUUGAACAAGAGAUUACUGCCCCCAAUGGGGUUGUAUACAUCCAGCCCACCGGUCUGUUCAUCAACAACCAGUGGGUGAAAUCAUCCAACGGCCAGACAUUUGCCUCGAUCAAUCCCGCAACCGAGGCAGAGAUUGUCUCUGUUUACGCGGCCACAACGGACGACGUGGAUGUCGCUGUGCAGGCAGCACGCACUGCCUUUGAAGGCGACGCCUGGCAGAGCAUCGUGGGCACCGCCCGAGGCGCCCUGCUCUGGAGACUCGCCGAGCUGAUCGACCGGGAAAAGAACGUGCUGGCGACCAUCGAGGCCAUGGACAACGGCAAGCCGUACUCCAGCGCCCUGGGCGACGUGGACGAAGCCUCCGGCGUGCUGCGGUACUACGCCGGGUGGGCUGAUAAACACUACGGCCAGACCAUGGAAACAUCGCGGACCAAAGUGACUUAUACAGUCCGUGAGCCAAAGGGAGUUUGCGGGCAGAUCAUUCCAUGGAACUACCCGCUGGCAAUGGCGGGCUGGAAGAUCGGUCCAGCCAUCGCGUGUGGCAAUACGGUCGUCCUUAAAGCUGCAGAACAGACUCCCCUAUCGGUGCUUUAUUUGGCCAACCUGGUCGUCGAGGCAGGCUUCCCCCCCGGCGUGGUGAAUAUCAUCAAUGGCUACGGCUAUGAAGCAGGCGCUGCGCUCGUUCAGCACCCCGAAGUCGACAAGGUCGCGUUCACAGGCAGUACCGCGACUGGGCGGCAGAUCAUGAAGAUGGCGAGCGCGACAUUGAAAGACCUCACGCUGGAGACUGGCGGCAAGAGCCCGCUGAUCCUCUUUGCAGACGCUGAGAUUGAGAAUGCCGUCAAGUGGGCGCACUACGGCAUCAUGGGCAACAUGGGCCAGAUCUGUACAGCCACAUCGCGUAUCUUUGUGCACGAAGAGAUCUACGACGUCUUUCUGCACAAGUUCCUGGCCUACAUCGCCAAAACCAGCAUUGUCGGCGACCCCUUUGACGCAAACACCUUCCAUGGCCCGCAAGUGUCAAAGGCCCAACAUGAGAAGAUCCUCGCGUAUACCGAGGCUGCCCGUUCAGAGGGCGCCACGAUCCUGACGGGGGGUGACAUUCCUGCUGCCCGUCCGGACAAUAAGGGCUUCUUCGUUGCGCCGACAAUCAUCGGAAAUGUGACCGAGGAGAUGAGCGUGUAUCGCGAGGAGAUCUUUGGGCCUGUGGGAGUCCUGGUUCCCUUCCGCGAGGAGAAAGAGGUGAUCCGCAUGGCUAACAAUAGUGAAUACGGGCUGGCGGCGGCGCUCUGCACUCGAGACAUCGCCCGGGCACACCGAGUCGCGGGCAAGAUCAAGACCGGGAUGGUUUGGAUCAAUUUCAACCAGCCAAGUGACUAUAGAGUGCCAUUUGGGGGGGUCAAGCAAAGCGGGAUUGGCCGAGAACUUGGGCAGGCGGCGCUGGAGGCUUAUUCGCAUCUCAAGUCGAUCCAUAUCAACUUGGACUGA
Molecule: messenger RNA, 1494 nt
Organism: Penicilliopsis zonata CBS 506.65
Lineage: Eukaryota; Fungi; Ascomycota; Eurotiomycetes; Eurotiales; Aspergillaceae
Exons: 3
Coding region: 1-1494 (497 amino acids)
Molecular function (GO): oxidoreductase activity, acting on the aldehyde or oxo group of donors, NAD or NADP as acceptor
Source: RefSeq, a predicted model, not a curated record